Molecule: messenger RNA, 192 nt
Organism: Arabis nemorensis
Lineage: Eukaryota; Viridiplantae; Streptophyta; Magnoliopsida; Brassicales; Brassicaceae
Source: the annotation of a GenBank genome assembly
AUGACGCCGAUUCUGAGAACCAUCGUUGCGCAGGUAUCUCGCGAAGGGAGAUCUAUCUUGUCUCGCCGCAAUAUUUCUUCAGAGCGUUGUCUCAGCUGUGGGAGGAGUGGAACCGAAGGAGUGGCUGCUUCGGAGGCAGGAGUGAUACCUCACCUAUGCAAUGAUUUGUACGAUCUACAUUGGUGGGUAUAA